AUGAAGGAGGACGCUGGGGAUUAUGAGGAGGACGCUGCAGAUGUUGUGGAGAAGGAGGAGGAGGCGGAGAUAAUGGGGAAAGUGGUUGGUGAUAAUGAGACUGGUGGUGGAGGUAUUGUGAGGCGGAUGAUGUGGUUGUGGUUGUGGUUGUUGUCGUGGUCGUAG
Molecule: messenger RNA, 165 nt
Organism: Acytostelium subglobosum LB1
Lineage: Eukaryota; Evosea; Eumycetozoa; Acytosteliales; Acytosteliaceae
Exons: 1
Coding region: 1-165 (54 amino acids)
Source: RefSeq, a predicted model, not a curated record